Messenger RNA from Aspergillus costaricaensis CBS 115574, 1060 nucleotides. Its product is annotated as SDR family oxidoreductase. Gene Ontology annotation, molecular function: triacylglycerol lipase activity; acylglycerone-phosphate reductase (NADP+) activity. Gene Ontology annotation, cellular component: lipid droplet; endoplasmic reticulum. The transcript has 3 exons. The record is from RefSeq and is a predicted model, not a curated record. NCBI's taxonomy places the organism in Eukaryota, Fungi, Ascomycota, Eurotiomycetes, Eurotiales, Aspergillaceae. Gene Ontology annotation, biological process: phosphatidic acid biosynthetic process; triglyceride catabolic process. The coding region runs from base 164 to 1024 and encodes 286 amino acids.
GUCCCUGGUAGUUUCCGGUUGGUUGACUGGAAGUAGCGCCUUGUCUGCAUAAAUACACAACCCUCUCUUCCAACUACCACGCCGGGCACCGAACAUCGUCACUUCCUCCUGUAUCCUUUGGCCCCAACCGCAUUCCUCCCCACCUUCAGAACACUGAAACAAAAUGCCCAACCCCAAAACCAUCCUCAUCACCGGCUGUUCCGCCCAUGGCAUCGGCGCAGCCUUAGCCCUCACUCUCGCCCGCCAGGGCCAUUUCAUCUUCGCCACAGCCCGCAAUACCAGCAAAAUCCCAGAGCGACUGAGCGCCUUGGAGAACGUUCAGGUCCUGCCCCUGGAUGUGACAGACUCUGCCUCCAUCGCUGGCGCCGUGCGCUCGGUGAGAGAACAUGGUCGGGGGCUGGAUAUCCUGGUCAACAAUGCCGGGACGGGGUACACCAUGCCUCUAUUGGAGGCGGACCUAGAUCGCGCGAAGGCAGUGUACGAGGCUAAUGUGUGGGGCUUGCUUGGGCUGAUUCAGGCGUGCAGUGAUCUGCUCGUUGCGGCCAAAGGGAGGAUUGUUAAUAUGAGCAGUGUGGGGGCGGUGGUUAAUACGCCUUGGAUUGGGAUCUAUUCCUCCUCCAAAGCCGCAGUCACCCAGCUCUCCGAGACGCUUCGUCUCGAACUCUCGCCCUUGGGUGUUAGCGUGCUCUGUAUCAUGGCGGGUACUAUCACCACCGAUUUCCAUGCAAAUGAGCCAGAAGUUGUCUUGCUGCCGACUUCUCGUUAUGCAGCUAUUCGACAAACCAUCUCUGAUUGGGCGACUGGACGCGCUGGCCCCCAAGGCUGUUCGGCGGAUGACUUCGCUAAUUCUAUUGCUGGCGAUGUGCUGGGAAGUAGUAGUGCCAAUGGGGGGUUGGUGUGGAAAGGUCCUAAUAGUGCCGCUGUCAAGUUCAUGGCGAGGUGGUGCCCGGGGGGUCUGUUGGAUCGCAUGAUGAGUAAUGGACAGGGGUUAGAUGAGUUGGCGAAGGCUACGAACAAGAGCUGAAUGACAGUAUUGUAGCAAGUGUGAGAUUGUGUAAGG